UGUCAUUAGCUUAAUGAGUCAUUAAGGCUUAAUGAUGCAUUAAGUUGUUAAUGUAACAUUAGUUAAUGAGUCCAUUAAAAUGUGUUGUACGAAGCACACUUUUGUUGCUCAUUAACUAAUGAACAUUUAAUGAAGGGUGCGUCAUUAAACUAUCAUUAAAUAUUGGUUUUCCCCUAAAUAUUUCCCACAAUUCCCUAAGUUGUAAACAUCCGUCGUCUGCUAUAAUAUUAACAACGCCCAAACUAUAGAGACAUGGAGAAAAAGACGCAGAGAAAUCGUUCAAAAAACUUCGAAUCGUCUGAAAUAACACUGAUCACGGAACUGGUGCAACAGAACAUAUCCAUUAUUAGUGAUAAAUUUAAUUCAAGUCUGGGCACCAGUUCCGUGACCAGUGAAAAAAAAAAGUUGAUCUGGGAGCACAUAACCGAAAGGGUCAACUCUUUAGGUGUGUGCCCCAGAUCCACAAAAGAAAUUAAAAAUAAGUGGUCAAAUUUGCAUCAAGAGGCCAAAAAAGCCUACUCAGAAAAGGCCCGUGACCACCAGAGAACUGGCGGUGGUCCACCACCAAAACCUUUGACAGAGGCACAGGAAAGGAUUGUUGACAUAUACAAGGAUUGCCCCAGUUUUACGGGAUUGCAGGGGGUGGAGUCACCAAUUGAAGAUUCUAGUCUCACAACAACAGGUCAUGAGGCAGUUGAAAUUGUUGGUACGCCACAAUCAAUGAAUUUACUAUCAAAGUUUGUUGAUCAAUUCAAAGAAGGAUCUGCUAAUUCUGUAUCCACAAGCCAUCCCAGUCCAUCAAUAGAGUGUGAAGAGAGAGCACCUGCAGCAUCAACAGAAGAUGUGCAGAUCAUUGAUGUGCAUUUAACAUCUGAAAAAACCAAGAAGAGGAAAAUAAAACCUGAAGAUGUGACAAGAAUGCAAUAUGAGGUGCUGGUUGAACAAAAGAAAAAAUUAAUUCAGCAAACACUAUAUUAUGAACUAAUGAAUAAGAAGCUUAAAAUACAUCUAGACAUUGAAGAUUGA
Messenger RNA from Mytilus trossulus (common blue mussel), 1026 nucleotides. RefSeq lists its product as uncharacterized. The transcript is spliced from 3 exons. Bases 253 to 1026 code for a protein of 257 amino acids. The record is from RefSeq and is a predicted model, not a curated record. NCBI's taxonomy places the organism in Eukaryota, Metazoa, Mollusca, Bivalvia, Mytilida, Mytilidae.